GGGACAGCAGGGGCUGAGUUUGUGGAGAAGCACAGAACUGACUUGAUCAACAGAGUUUCUCUGGUGGAGCCCAUUGCAGAUUACCUGAAAGCUCAGAUUGGUGAUGAGAAAUACACAAUCAUCUUACAGUCAGGAACAUCCCAUGAGAAAAUGAGAAAUCUUCUGUCUUUCCUGACAACACCUACACUGAAAGAGAAACUUUACCAAAGCCUUUUAAAACAUGAGCCCUACCUUGUAGAUGAUUUGGAAAAUUCUGGCUGACUGGAAUACAUAAUCUUCCUCUGUAAGAGCACCUGAGACUGGAUGACAGAAAUCAAGUUCAGUGAACAUGUGAAGAUUCUUGUGCAUAUAAAGUUUGAAUAGAUCAUCUCCAGUCAAGAACACUUCACCAAGAGCUUUUAAAAUCCAUCAUGGAUGUGAAAUGGACUAUGUAUGGUGCUCUAUUAUUUACACAUUCACAAAUUAUAUUUGAACUAUCAACACAUGAAAGGCCUGUGAUAGUAAAGUCAGCCCAAAUAAAAAUAUUAGUUAAAAUAAUUAAACAUUAAGGUAUGUGGUUAAGACUUAGAGUAAAGAUUUUUUUUUUUUUUUUUAUUGUAUUUUUUUGUUACACACCAUUGCCAGUGAGUAUGGAUGUAUUUACCAAAUUACUUAUUUAAAUGUUCUUUGAAUGCAUUGAAACAGGGCCAUAUCCACCUCAGACUGUCAGAUUAGUGGUUGACCAAUAUUGGUUCUUCUUGUUGAUGUUUACAUUAAAACAUUUGAUCUUCCCAAUACUGAAAACUGAAUGUGGUUGCAUUCUUGCACUGAACAGACCAAUCAAUG
Messenger RNA from Xyrauchen texanus (razorback sucker), 825 nucleotides. Its product is annotated as apoptosis-associated speck-like protein containing a CARD. Lineage: Eukaryota; Metazoa; Chordata; Actinopteri; Cypriniformes; Catostomidae. The annotation marks the transcript as partial. Gene Ontology annotation, biological process: regulation of apoptotic process. The transcript is spliced from 3 exons. The record is from RefSeq and is a predicted model, not a curated record.